AUGUGGAAACCAACGCAAUCGUUGAUGGAGACCAUCACCCACUACAGCCAAUUCCCAGCAACCGGUGUGAGCUUACGGCAAAUGGUCCAGUUUGGGCGAAAUCCUUCACCAGGGACCUUAUUUCGGGCUUCCCAAUUUCUCAGCGAAGAGCUGCCAAUUCGAUUGGCACAUCGAGUAAAAGAGUUGAAUCAACUGCCGGAUGGUCUAAGUGAUAUGCCUUCUAUCCGAAGAGUCGCGAAUUGGUACAUGCAGUCGUUUGAGGAAAUUACCACUUUACAAAAGCCAAGUUUAUCAAAGGAUAUAAGGGAUAAAUUAAUAAAAGGUUCGCGGGAUAAUGGUGUUCCACCGAUUCCAUUGGAGGUUAUAGAAAACCCAGACAUCGAGCCGGGAACAUAUAGAAGCUCGCCAUGGCAGCCGACAAACGGUAAUGGGAAUGGUAUCCGGAAUGGAAGAAAAGCCCAGAGGCGGUAUUAUGCAACUGUAGACGACGAUGUGCGGUGGCCCCCAGAAAUUGUGGACUACAACAGACGCUUUACAAAGACCCUCCAAAACAUUAAACAUCGUCAUGACCCCGUUGUCACUACAAUGGCAAUGGGAAUUAACGAGUAUAAGCGCAAGAGGCAAAGAAUGCAAAUCGAUAACUCGAUCCAAUCCUUCUUGGACCGGUUUUACAUGUCCCGGAUUGGUAUCCGUAUGCUUAUUGGUCAACAUGUGGCCCUGAACUCGGCUCCUGAACAGGAAGACUACGUGGGAAUAAUCUGCACAAAGACAAACGUCCGGGACUUGGCUCAAGAAGCCAUUGAAAAUGCGAGAUUUGUGUGCGAAGAUUACUACGGCCUAUUCGACGCCCCGAAAGUGCAACUAGUAUGCAAGCCUGAUCUGAACUUUAUGUAUGUGCCAGGUCACUUGAGUCACAUGCUCUUCGAGACUUUAAAGAACUCCCUACGAGCUGUGGUGGAGACACAUGGAAGUGAUUCCGAGGAGUUCCCGCCGGUAAAGUUGAUCGUAGCAGAGGGUAAAGAGGAUAUCACUAUAAAGAUUUCUGACGAAGGUGGCGGGAUACCACGGAGUGCUAUACCCUUGGUAUGGACAUACAUGUACACCACCGUUGAGUCAACACCGCCAAUCGACCCCGACUUCAAUAAGAGCGACUUCAAGGCUCCUAUGGCUGGGUUUGGCUACGGACUUCCGAUAUCACGACUGUACGCUCGAUACUUUGGAGGAGACUUAAAGUUGAUAAGCAUGGAAGGAUAUGGCACCGAUGUUUAUUUACAUCUAAACCGCUUGAGUAGUUCUUCGGAGCCCCUGCAAUAA
Morchella sextelata is the source of this 1314-nucleotide messenger RNA. RefSeq lists its product as uncharacterized. The transcript is spliced from 7 exons. Gene Ontology annotation, cellular component: mitochondrion. The coding region runs from base 1 to 1314 and encodes 437 amino acids. Gene Ontology annotation, molecular function: pyruvate dehydrogenase (acetyl-transferring) kinase activity. Gene Ontology annotation, biological process: protein phosphorylation; regulation of glucose metabolic process. The record is from RefSeq and is a predicted model, not a curated record. Lineage: Eukaryota; Fungi; Ascomycota; Pezizomycetes; Pezizales; Morchellaceae.